Molecule: messenger RNA, 2481 nt
Organism: Brienomyrus brachyistius
Lineage: Eukaryota; Metazoa; Chordata; Actinopteri; Osteoglossiformes; Mormyridae
Gene: pax9
Product: paired box 9
Exons: 4
Coding region: 227-1258 (343 amino acids)
Biological process (GO): anatomical structure development; regulation of transcription by RNA polymerase II
Molecular function (GO): DNA-binding transcription factor activity, RNA polymerase II-specific; RNA polymerase II cis-regulatory region sequence-specific DNA binding
Source: RefSeq, a predicted model, not a curated record
CAAGUCCAGCCCAUAGUAUUACUGGAUAGAAAUGUAAGCCAGUCCUCCUUGCCAUGAGGAAACAGAACGCAAAUUUACCCUCUUGCCACUAUCGUUAUUACUGCCAAACCGAAACAGUAACUUUCCUUUCUCUUCGAUAAGAGUUUGCAGAAAAGGUAGAACUAGACGCAAACCUGUCAGAAGGCGUAAUCUAGAUAUUUUUGUUGUCACUGGUGGAAUAAACGCAAUGGAACCUGCCUUUGGCGAGGUGAAUCAGCUCGGCGGUGUUUUUGUCAAUGGCAGACCACUUCCCAACGCCAUCCGGCUCAGGAUUGUUGAACUGGCCCAGUUAGGCAUCAGGCCUUGCGACAUCAGCAGACAACUCCGUGUAUCCCAUGGUUGUGUCAGCAAGAUUCUGGCCCGGUACAACGAAACCGGCUCCAUACUCCCGGGGGCCAUUGGAGGCAGCAAGCCGCGAGUCACAACUCCUACUGUCGUCAAACACAUACGGACCUACAAGCAAAGGGACCCUGGUAUUUUCGCUUGGGAGAUCAGAGAUAGACUUUUGGCAGACGGUGUGUGUGACAAAUUCAAUUUACCCUCCGUCAGUUCUAUUAGUCGGAUUCUUCGCAACAAGAUCGGAAAUCUGUCGCAACAAAACCAGUACGAGUCGAUCAAACAGGCGCCUCACCCUGCACCUCAGCCUACGCCCCCGUACAACCACAUUUACCCCUACCCGACUCCCAUCGCGGCCACUGCGGGUAAAGUGCCUACCCCGCCUUGCAUGCCUACCCUUCCUGGACACAUGGCAAUGCACAGGAUAUGGCCGUCGUCGCACUCUGUCACCGAUAUACUGGGCAUUCGAUCAAUAACCGAACAACAAAUUAGUGACAAUCCGUCCUUUCCCAGUGCCAAACUAGAAGAAUGGAGCGCAAUAAACAGGAAUAAUUUUCUGCCAGCAAGCUCUGCACUAGUCAAUGGCAUGGAUAAGCCGCACUUAGAACCAGAGGCAAAAUACACACAGACGCCGAGUGGAUUGCCCACAGUGAACAGUUAUGUCAUGGCCCCCAGCAUGCCGGCAUACCACCCAGUCACCCAAGUGUCGCCCUACAUGGGGUACAGCGCCACCACCUCGGCCUAUGUGACCGGCCCCACGUGGCAGCUGGCCAAUGGCAGUGCUCUCUCUCCCCGCAGCUGUGACAUCACCGCUCCGCUGGCCUUCAAAAGCAUGCCGGGCACCCGUGACGCUAUUCAGCCCGUUACUGCCUCUGCCUUCUAGCCGUGUGGCUCUGGGACGUCUGCAAGUGCAUCGGUGGGAGAGGCCAGUAGGGAUGGGAAGCUGGUUCACUCCACUAUCUCCUGUUCCACCUUAUUUAUAUAGACACACAAAGACUUGUUUCAAUUUCCAGCUCCGUCUAUAGUACUGAAAAUGCUCCGCGAGGCCACCAGCCCACAGAACCAGCUCUCUGCAACUUUCUGGACAGAGUGAUGUUUCAGUGGAGAAAUGCCUCUUCAGCCAGUGGACACUUCUGCGCCUUUCUAAGGCCCAGCUAAUGGAAGUGGACCCAGUGCAUUGUGGGACUAAGACCCCUCCAGCCCAUUCAUCCUGAGAUACGGCCACUUCGAUACUAUUGCCAGAGUGAAAUUGAAAGCUUUUUCCUUUUGUUUGCAUUUUCCUAUCACUUUUACUAAACAAGACUAAAUUAAUACAUUUUUUAAGCUACAAUGUCAAUUUGCAUCAUAGAUUUUUUGUGGAUGUUAAUACUUAUGGAUAAUUGGAAUAUGUUGGCCUUUGUUACAUUGUCCAAAAAGCACCAGUCUUACAGAAGACGUUUUUUAAAUAACUUCUCUUCAAUAUAUCCAAGACUAUCCAAGAGAAGUUUUUCAUUUUUAUUUAUUCCACUGUAAGGUACGUCGACCAAAGUGCAAUUGCAGCAAGAAGGUUUGUACUCGGUUCCUGUUACAACGUGGCAUUUCUACAGGCAUUACGAUACCACCAGCUUUGUUUUCUUGUGCUGAAAUUACAUUAAGGGCAGUAAAGCUGCACAGCUCCAAAUGUUGCACAAUGAAAUUGAAUGUAUCUAAUUAAAGUAAUGCUUGACAACCAACUGUUUGUAGAUGGCUGAUGGGGAAUUUGUCAAAGGUUGCAUUUAUUCAUCCUGUCCAUUUUAAUAAACUUUGAGUAUCAGUGCCAUUAAUAAUGUGGGUAACUGGGUUAUCAACAGUACUAAAGAGAUUAAUCCUUAUUCACUAUGGAUCCACUAACAGAGCACAUAGAAUCAGUGCAUUUAACAAUAAUUUAAAAUAUUUAUGAUGUCCAAAUGCCUAAAAUGGACAUCAUAUCCUCUUAGUUCCAGCAUUACGGCAUGCAAAGACGUCUGAAAGGAAGAUACUGCAUAUGUCUGUUCCCAAACCUCAUGCUGUACUUGACUAAUGACAAAGCUUUAAAUUCACGUGUACCUGUGUUUAUAAAUACAAAUUGCCAAAUUUAUUUUUUUUAAA